GAAGCGAGUCCAGACCAAGGAGACCCGUUUUUACAAUGCGUACAGGAGAAAGGUUACUGUGUGCAGCGGGAAGUAUAUUCAAUGACCUCUGCAAGUGCAUGUUUUUAUUUUCUCUCCUAUUUUUCAUGGAGGUAGUGGAACUUUCAGCUGCGAACACUGGACUUAUAAUACUCCUUGGACAAAUUGUCGACGCGUUGACUUCAGUAAUCUCUGGUUACCUUGGUGAUAUGGUUAAAGUACCCGUUCUUUCACAGAAAAUUGGAAAGCGAAAAUCUUGGCAUCUUAUGGCAACAGUUUUUAUGGGAAUCGUACUUCCUCUCUGCUUCAACCGUUGCUUUCUCUGUACUGGAAGUCAUCAAACUUGGCUUCCCACCGUCUAUUACGGUUUCUUAUUUUCACUGUUUUGUAUGUGUUUCAGCGUAGUGGAGAUAAAUCACCUGGCUUUCAUCACAGCUACAGCUGUUUCGGUUGAGGAACAAACAGAUCUUAGCGCCAUGAGGACAAUGUUCAGCUUCCUGAGUGGUAUUUACAUAUACGUGAUCGCUUGGGGUAUUUUCGGACACGACCAUAGCGUUACUCUGGGACCUCAGAGCCUUUCAGAUUUUGUGUAUCUCUCUUGGAUUGCUACUGGAACAGGACUCUUCUUUGCAGCCAUCUUCCACAUUGGUACAAAGGAACAUCAAAAACGUCAGAGUAAAGAAAGCGCCAUAACGGAUCUUACGAAAGCUCCUGGAGUAGUCAUUGAAGAGUUUGGACCCGAAGAUGCCAAUUCGAGACGGACCAGUCUUGCUUUUAAGUUUACUGACACGGUUAUGGCUUCAACUGAAUAUGAAGAACAUCGAAGUGAGAUGAACAGAUGUGGAGAAACCAAAAGCCAUGAAAUGCGUAUCAGAAAACGAAGUCUUCUGCAGAAGUUUGCUGUUGCUAUGUUUGCCGACGGGAAAAUUGAUAACACUGAUCGAAAUCAUGAUCAGCCGUGGUCUUCGGAAGAGGAGACCACUAAGAAUCCAGAAAGUGAGGAUACAAAAAUACGAGUUGCUUUAGAAGUACAGCAUCUUGAUCGUGAACGCAAGAAGAGUCCACUAAUGCUUGAUUUUGACGGCAUCCUGUUAAGAUUACAACACGAAGAGCACAAACAACCAACAGGUUUUGCUGUCAUGGAAAACCAAGUUACAAUGGACGGUAUAGCCGACGAUCAUGCAACUGAUGAGGAGUCGUGGAACGUUAGACAAGAAGAGAUCAAAAACACCACUGAAGCAGAUAUGUGGAAAAUGACCAACAGUGCGGCCCCCAAAACACCUUUUUGUACCGCAUUUAAGCAAAGAAAACAUGGAAUGGUGCUUAUUCCGGAUGAUGGUAAAUUUGGUCUCUCUAACUCUGGAUUUGAAGAUGAUGGAGGUGGUAAUGAUAAGAAGGAAAGCCUCUGCGGUACAUCAGUUAGGAAGCAAAAAAAGUCUGUGACUUUCGAUCCUUCUGACCUUCUUGAAAUGUCGUCAAUGAACGGAACAGAACGACAGGGAAUAAAUCUCGAUCACACGCCUGACAACAAAACGAGUUUGGAUAAAAAUAUUCCAAAACAACACGGCAGAAAAAUAGAAAGAACCGAAGGUUGCGAUACCACAGAAAAUUCGUUAACUUCAGGGGAUAACCCUGAUCUUCUUGGUCUCCCUGUUCAAUCGACAAGUUCUCCAUCAGAGGGUAGACGUCCAAAAGGAAUCAAAAACUGGCUAAAAGAGCCACACGUGUAUAUGGUAGCCAUUAUCUUUACAUGUACACGCCUUGCGCAGGACUCUGUACACGGCUAUUUACCGCUAUUCCUCACAGAGGGAUUAUUAUUUCCCAAGGCAGCUACCGCUUAUUUUCCACUCGUUCUCCUAACCAGUGGCUCUGUAGCGAGUUCAGCCUGUAACAAACUGAAAAGGAAAAUUGGAAGUACGUGGAGCUACCUUCUGGCAAGUUUAUUAGUGAUGGGUGGCGUUGUUUGGAGCUAUUUUCAAACCCUCUCCACCAGACAAUCAACGUAUGCACCAGUGUUUAUGAUAGGAAGUGGUCUGUCCAUUAUGUGCGUCAUGGCACUGGUCUUCAUCACUGAGCUGAUCGGGGAAAAUAAGGAAACCAGUGGAUCAGUGUUUUCCAUUAUCACUGUAAUCGCCAGAAUCUCAAGCGGUGCACUUAUCAUUGGUAUACAAGAAUUUUAUCCGGAAGAAAGAACCAGCUCAAAUGAGGCAGUUAGCAACUACGUACGGCAUGUGUUUGUAAUGGCGCCUGGAGUAUUAACUCUGGUGGCAUUCUUGCUGGUUUUGUUUUUCCAAUCAUCUAACUUUAUCUGCAAAAGUAAAGUUUCAGAAGAUGUUGAGGCUCUACACGGCCAAUCGUCUUUUGAUGUUCAAGUUAACCAAUGUCCAUCGGGAGUCAAAGCAACGUCAAACCACAGCUUGGAUGAUAGUCACAAUACCUCCAUCGUGGUGGUGGAUUCUUGUUCUGAGGACUCAAAGCUUUGAAUUCUUUGAAAAUUGCAUUAUGUGUAGAGGUUCUAUCAAGUUAAAAUCAAAGAGAUUGUAAAGUUCAUUUCUGUCUGUUAUUGUUUAGAUUUUACAUGAAAAGUUUUGCGAUCGUAGAAUUCCGUAAAAUAAAAGGAGACAAGUCGUAAUAACUUCUCGCACCAAGAUGGACGAGAGUGUACUUUUCCUAAAUUUUAGAUAAAUAGUGAUCUUCUAUAUUUAAUAAUUAUAACAAUAUCAUUGUAUCUUAAUUGAAAAUGAGUCUAUCAAUUUUCAAAAUGUUUUCACAUUUUCUUGUUUUCUAUUGAUAGCUCAAAAUUU
Pocillopora damicornis (cauliflower coral) is the source of this 2822-nucleotide messenger RNA. RefSeq lists its product as uncharacterized. Gene Ontology annotation, molecular function: symporter activity. Gene Ontology annotation, biological process: carbohydrate transport. The record is from RefSeq and is a predicted model, not a curated record. Lineage: Eukaryota; Metazoa; Cnidaria; Anthozoa; Scleractinia; Pocilloporidae. Gene Ontology annotation, cellular component: plasma membrane.